This is a messenger RNA of Penicillium daleae, 402 nucleotides long. Its product is annotated as ubiquinol-cytochrome c reductase complex assembly factor 2. Gene Ontology annotation, cellular component: mitochondrion; Cbp3p-Cbp6 complex. The record is from RefSeq and is a predicted model, not a curated record. Gene Ontology annotation, molecular function: ribosome binding. NCBI's taxonomy places the organism in Eukaryota, Fungi, Ascomycota, Eurotiomycetes, Eurotiales, Aspergillaceae. The transcript has 2 exons. Gene Ontology annotation, biological process: mitochondrial respiratory chain complex III assembly. Bases 1 to 402 code for a protein of 133 amino acids.
AUGUCCAGGCCACAGACGCUCAACCCGCGCUCCCUCCAAUCUCGCCUCUCCCACAUCCUCCAACACUGGCCCACAGACCCCGUCCGUCCAGCCUCAGUCUCAGUCCAAACCUACCUCCAAAACCAACUAGCCCAGAACAAGAGCACAAAUAGCUCCUCACAGUCUCCAUCCACGCCAACUUCCCAAGCCAUCCCCAAAAUCUCCGAGUCCUCCGUGAACGCGCUCUCUGUGCUCCUGGAAAACCGUUUCGCGAAUAAAUACCCCCUGUCGCAAAAGAUUCGCUACCCGGCGAGCGACCCCGAGCACUAUGAUAAUCUGAUUCGGGAAUUUGAGGAGGCGCCGAAUCGGGAUUGGUUUGGGCGGUUGCGCAAGAGAUUGGGUGGAUUGUUGCGGUUGCAGUGA